AGCUAAAGAACCUGCAAAUUCGAGUCCAGUUCGGAUCUUUGUCCCAACAAGUCUUGGAUUCUUUUUUUUAUUUCGAUCGUCAUCUUCCUUUCGACGCCCUGAUUGGCUUUGCGGGAAACAGUUGGGCUAUAUUCCAUCAAGCCAGGCUUCGUUCAGCGCUUUUGCCAGAUUUAAGCUAAUCAUUCCACUUGGAACUUGCGCCUUCAAUUUUCAAGGUUGAUUUCCUGGUGAGCUGACAUGGCGCCGCGAGGAUUUGCAAACCCAGCUCCGAAGACCGAAUCGGCACGCUCAGCUCUCAGCUCCUUCACCUGCACUCUGUGCAAUAAAUCCUACUCCCGACACCCGGAAUACGAAGCCCACAUUUCAUCCUACGACCACCAACACCGCAAACGCCUGCAGGAUCUCAAGCAGUUAUCGCGCGACCCCAAUGCAGCCGAGAAAGCACGACGGGCGGAGAGAAAGGCCGAUGCCGAAGCCGGACUAAGAGUUCUCGAUACAGGCAAGGCCUUCUCCGGCGCAGGACCCGGAAAUAAUAGUACCGGUGGUGCUACCAGUAGCAGUACCGGUGGUGGCGGCGGCGGCGGGGGCUUCAAGAAGGGAGGGUUCAAAAGCUCUUUUACCAAAGUGAAGGGUCCGGUUUCUGCGGCAGCGCCGACGAAGAAGAAUGUGCUCGGAGACGACGACGACGACGACGAUAACGACGGCGACGAGGGGAUCAACGGCGAGGAUACGACUAAUGCCGCCGCCGCUCAGCCCUCGCAUCCCGUGCAGGAAGACCAGGCCGAAAGCGACACCGAAGAAGAGUACCUGGCUGAGACCGUCGGUGGGGGAUACUAUGAUCCUCGAAAACCGACCGACUGCUUUCCUGGCUGUGCAGGCGUGCAGGCUUCUACGGCGUGAUCCAAACUCCGAGGUCGGAUAUUAGGGACGACCGAUUUGAUGGGAUGGAUGGGAGCUGUACACUUAAGGGCGUUAUAUCGGUGUGCUCAAAUGGCGCUUGUUUUCUCUUUAUUUCUGAGGAUUGUAUAAACCUAUGCGGACGAAUUAAGUAUGACCAAUUUUUUUUUUUUUUAUUUAUUU
Messenger RNA from Aspergillus ochraceoroseus IBT 24754, 1080 nucleotides. RefSeq names its product putative C2H2 finger domain protein. The record is from RefSeq and is a predicted model, not a curated record. The transcript is spliced from 3 exons. The coding region runs from base 238 to 900 and encodes 220 amino acids. NCBI's taxonomy places the organism in Eukaryota, Fungi, Ascomycota, Eurotiomycetes, Eurotiales, Aspergillaceae.